Molecule: messenger RNA, 607 nt
Organism: Hibiscus syriacus
Lineage: Eukaryota; Viridiplantae; Streptophyta; Magnoliopsida; Malvales; Malvaceae
Product: SKP1-like protein 14
Exons: 1
Coding region: 55-558 (167 amino acids)
Biological process (GO): SCF-dependent proteasomal ubiquitin-dependent protein catabolic process
Cellular component (GO): nucleus; cytoplasm
Molecular function (GO): cullin family protein binding
Source: RefSeq, a predicted model, not a curated record
AAUACACGUCAAAACCCGUUGCCCUAAUUCUCCCCUUUUGUCUCCAUCCCCACAAUGGCUGCCAACACCAUCAAAAUAACCCUCCGAUCCUCCGAUAAUCAAGAGUUUGAAGUCGAUGAAGCUGUAGCCAUGGAGUUCGGCACCAUCAAGACUUUCUUCGACGAUAAUCUUGACGCCUCCAUUGAACCCAUUCCGCUCCCCAAUGUCUCCUCCAAGUGUCUCUCCACCAUUAUCAAGUACUGCAAAUUCCAUCUAGGACUUCGCUCCCGAGACCACUCUUCGUUGGUGGCGGAUGAAGCCAAGGCCUACGAUGAUGAGUUGGUCGAUCCCCUUGACAAUGAGUCGUUGAUCGAGUUGGCGUUGGCCACUCAUUAUCUCGAUGUCAAGGAUAUGCUUGAUAUGAUAAACCAAGGCAUUGCUGACAGGAUUAAAAAUAAGAGCGUGGAGUAUGUGAGGAAGCUUUUCGGAAUUGAGAAUGACUAUACGCCGGAGGAAGAGGCGGAGAUGAGGGCACAAUAUGAAUGGGCGUUUGAAGGGGUUGAUCCGGACGAAGAUUGAUUGAUUUUGAUGAUCGGGUCAGGGUUUUACAGUGUUUGUUUUCUUUUCC